GAAAGCAGUUCUCUGGGACCACCUUCUUUUGGCUUCAAUCUCUCCCACUCUUGACAUCCGAGUAGCUUGGAGGGAAGCUCCUCCAGGUCCGAGUGUUUAUAUGUAAAGAGACUGGCCGCUAGGGCUCACGACCGGGAUUAUCCGAGCUCUGCAAAAACGCACGCGGUUAUUACCUUGGGAGGGUGGGAAAGUCACACGAGUUUCAGUGAAAAGUGACAGAGGGUGGUGGCGUUUGGAACCGUCGUGAAGUCUUCUGCUUGGAACCCGAGACUUGCAUGCUAUGGAACACCCGCUCUUUGGCUGCCUGCGCAGCCCCCACGCCGCAGCGCAAGGCUUGCACCCGUUCUCCCAGUCCUCUCUCGCCCUCCAUGGAAGAUCUGACCAUAUGUCCUACCCCGAACUUUCUACUUCUUCCUCGUCUUGCAUAAUCGCGGGCUAUCCCAACGAGGAGGGCAUGUUUGCCAGCCAGCAUCACAGGGGACACCACCAUCACCACCAUCACCACCACCACCACCACCAGCAGCAGCAACACCAGGCUCUGCAAACCAACUGGCACCUCCCGCAGAUGUCCUCCCCACCGAGUGCGGCUCGGCACAGUCUCUGCCUCCAGCCGGACUCGGGAGGGCCCCCGGAGCUGGGGAGCAGCCCGCCGGUAUUGUGUUCCAACUCGUCCAGCUUGGGCUCCAGCACUCCGACCGCAGCCGCGUGCGCACCUGGGGAGUACGGCCGCCAAGCGCUAUCACCUGCCGAGGCAGAGAAGAGAAGUGGCAGCAAGAGGAAAAGCGACAGCUCAGACUCCCAGGAAGGAAAUUACAAAUCUGAAGUCAACAGCAAACCCAGGAAGGAAAGGACAGCUUUUACGAAGGAGCAAAUCAGAGAACUUGAAGCUGAAUUUGCCCAUCAUAAUUAUUUGACCAGACUGAGAAGAUAUGAGAUAGCAGUGAAUCUAGAUCUCACGGAAAGACAGGUGAAAGUGUGGUUCCAGAACAGACGAAUGAAGUGGAAAAGGGUAAAAGGAGGACAGCAAGGAGCUGCAGCUCGAGAAAAGGAACUGGUGAAUGUGAAAAAAGGAACACUUCUUCCAUCUGAGCUUUCGGGAAUUGGUGCAGCCACCCUCCAGCAGACAGGGGACUCUCUAGCAAAUGAAGAUAGUCACGACAGUGACCACAGCUCAGAGCAUGCACAUUUAUGAUAUAUACAGAAAGGACCAGCUCCAUUCUCAGGAAAGAAAUGUUGUGAUGGCAAGCCUUACCCAAACAUCGUUUACACAGAGAGCUGAUUAUGGUAGUGAUGUGUAAUAUCGAAUUCAGGCAUCUCAAGUAUGUUUUCAUGAUUGAUAAAGGGUAUACACUAAGUGCCUCUUAUUGAAGAUGCUUCCACAUUGAAGACGGAGAAGGUGAACUUGCUUUGAAUAUUGCAAAUAUGUUUGGUUGUGUAAAUGGCAGUAAGAAGGUGUGUGUUUGCUUUUGCUUGCACUGAAAAUUAAAUUGCUAUCAAGAGCAAACUUGAUAAGACAUUUUUAUUCAAGAUGCCUCCAGAGUGAAGAUGCCAAAGAUGAACUUGCUUUGAACAUUCCAGAUGUACAAGGUCAUGUGUAUGACAGUGGGCAGGUAUUUGCUUUUGCUUGCACUGAAAAUUAAAUUGCUAUCAAGUAUAAACCAUGAAAUAUUGUAUCCUGAACAAAGUGCCUUAAAUCGCCAAAUGAAUAAAAAGUGUUUUUAACUCUUGUAUAUAUUACCCUUAAGUCAUUUUUCUGUCUUCACUAAUUUUAGCAAUGCAUUCAUUCAUAUUAGCUGAUGAAAAUAGGCACUCACCUUAACAACCAGAACCAAUUUCUUGUACUUUUUAUACAUUUUUGUUCAUACAGAGACAAUCAUUAUGUGCUUUCUUGUGUUCAAUUAGAGAAAAAUGCAGUAGAAUCUGAUAGGACAUAAACUUGUACCACAGACAAGACAAAUCUUAUGUUGCGUUUACUAUCAACCGCUGCUAAGCUGACACAUUAUAAAACGUACCUAGCUCCUCAAUUCUUCCUAUCUUAUAGCUUGAAAAAAUACUUUAGGAUCAUAGGUAAAUCAGUUACCUUGCAGAAAGUUUUGUAUGCCAGACAUUGUCUGAUUUUAUUUCUAUAAAAUGUUAGCAGUUAUGGAUAUGAUUUAAUUAACAAGGAAAAGUUUUCUUCUUUAUUGGCAAUGGUAUUAAAUAUGGUGAAAGCAAAGUUGAUUCUUCAUGUGGAUAUAUGACAAAAUUCUGAAUGUCUUCAAAUUAAAUUCAAUAAAAUAUCUUGUUUUCUUAUAUGUGACAUACUCAUGCAGAGCAACAAUCUUUGUAUUUUGUAAAAAACAGCUUAAUAAAUGGUCCUUUGUAAAUAA
This is a messenger RNA of Castor canadensis (American beaver), 2369 nucleotides long. It is a transcript of the gene Meox2, whose product is annotated as mesenchyme homeobox 2. Lineage: Eukaryota; Metazoa; Chordata; Mammalia; Rodentia; Castoridae. Gene Ontology annotation, molecular function: RNA polymerase II cis-regulatory region sequence-specific DNA binding; DNA-binding transcription factor activity, RNA polymerase II-specific. Gene Ontology annotation, biological process: positive regulation of transcription by RNA polymerase II; somite development. Gene Ontology annotation, cellular component: nucleus. The record is from RefSeq and is a predicted model, not a curated record.